Messenger RNA from Dinoponera quadriceps, 2127 nucleotides. RefSeq names its product putative RNA-binding protein 15 (gene nito). Lineage: Eukaryota; Metazoa; Arthropoda; Insecta; Hymenoptera; Formicidae. Gene Ontology annotation, biological process: regulation of alternative mRNA splicing, via spliceosome. The annotation marks the transcript as partial. Gene Ontology annotation, cellular component: nucleus. The transcript has a single exon. Gene Ontology annotation, molecular function: mRNA binding. The record is from RefSeq and is a predicted model, not a curated record.
AGAGGAGCCAGGAGUCCCAGCCCGCCUACACGAGCGUCCUCUCACGCGCGCUACGUCGAGUCGAGCUCACACCGGGACGACUACCUGCGUGCCCCGCGUGAUCUGCCGCCGGAGCGCUCCUACAGCUACAAAAUCCUGUGCGUUAGUUCCAUCCACCCGAAAGCCAGCGAUGAAAUCAUCAAGGACACCUUGUACAGGGAGUACAAGAAGUUUGGAGAUUUCUCCAUCCGUAUCACGCACGAGUUGGAUGAGCGCGUUGCCUACGUGUGCUUCAGGAACUCGGAGGAUGCACGUGACGCUAAGCACGCCAAGUCGCGCAUCAUAAUGUACGACAAGGUCGCUCUGGUAGAGCCAGUCUACGAGAGAGCCGACACCUAUCGUCGGCCGCGUUCGGUAACGCCUCCGGACUACGAGAGAUACUACGCCCGUUCGCCAGGACCCACGGAUAGACACAGGCCUCUCGAGAGAUACGAGCGGGUCUAUGGGCCGGCGGUAGGCUUGCCGCCGCAUCGUGAGAUGCGUCGCGAGACAAUUCCGCCUCCUCAUCACGACUUCGUCAGGCCUCCCAUACACCACGGACCGCCGGGCCACGUGCACCCGGGCCCGCCCCAUCACUACGGUCCGCCGCGUCAUAUGAUGAUACGCCAUCCGGUACACGGGUUCGAGCGUGUCGAGAAUAAGAAGGACAAGUUCCCCAAUUACCUGCAUCACGUGUCGCCCGAGGACGACCCGUUGGCGACCAGGACUCUGUUCGCCGGCAACCUCGAGAUCAACAUCACGGAAGAGGAGCUGCGCCGCAUCUUCAGCAAAUACGGUAUCGUGGAUGACAUUGAUAUCAAGCGACCGCCGCCUGGCACCGGCAACGCGUACGCCUUCGUGCGCUUCCAGACCUUGGACAUGGCGCAUCGGUGCAAAGUGGAGCUCUCGGGCCAGUACAUCGGCAAGUUCCAAUGUAAGAUUGGCUACGGGAAGGCUACGCCGACUACUCGGAUCUGGGUAGGUGGCCUCGGCCCGUGGACCUCUGUGCCGCAACUGGAGCGCGAGUUCGACCGAUUCGGCGCCAUCAAGAAGAUCGACUACAUCAAGGGCGACAGCAACGCUUACAUUCUCUACGACUCGAUCGAUGCCGCACAGGCGGCCGUCAAGGAGAUGCGCGGCUUCCCGCUGGGCGGCCCGGAGCGCCGGCUCCGAGUCGACUUCGCCGACGUGACCCCGGGCUUCGGCUUCAAGCCCAGACCGUAUCCGGAAGAGAGCAGCGACUUCAGGCCGCGUCCGGUCGACUACGAAUCACCGUACGACCCUUACGGGCCCGAAGGUGACUUCGGUUACGGACCUAGAGGCUUCCGUGGCGGCAGGGGCACUGCGCCAUGGCACGACAGGCGAGGUAGCAGCACUCGAGGUGGUUACCGGGGCAGCUAUCCCGAGGGCUACAUGCGCGACGAGGCCGACUGGUCCAGCAGGAGACCACCGCCCGAGAUGGAGUACGAGGCGCCUCGCGGAAUACGUAGGUCUCUGUCGCGCGAGCCCGGUGUAGACAGAUCGAGAUCGCGUUCCCCUCGCCGGAAUCGGCAGAUGGACUCGGACUCCGACUCGGAGAAUGCGCGCACCGGUAUGCUCUCGACGUCGCGCACCUUGUCGGACGUGGCGCGAAAGUCGAUCGGCCUGUGGCAAGGUGCUUUAAUAUUGAAGAACUCACUGUUCCCGGCCAAGUUUCACCUGACCGACGGCGAGACCGAGAUCAUCGAUACCCUGAUGAAGGAUGAGGAGGGCAAACACAUGCUACGGAUAACGCAACGGCUGCGGCUGGAUCAGCCUAAACUUGACGACGUGUCCAAGCGUAUUCAGACGUCCAGCUCGCACGCAAUCUUCCUCGGCUUGGCCGGAUCGAGUACGGCGAUCACGAAUGACGAUGCCAACGUGCAGACGCGUCCACUGCGCAAUCUGGUCUCUUACCUCAAGCAGAAGGAAGCAGCGGGCGUGAUAUCGCUGUUGAACAAGGACACAGAAGGUACUGGCGUGCUCUACGCGUUCCCGCCAUGUGCAUUUUCGACGGAACUUCUGAAACGCACAUGUCCUAGUUUAAGCGAAGAGGGUCUUAAGGAGGAUCAUCUGGUAAUCGUAGUGGUU